AUGAAAAGUCAUAGGAGUUUUAGGAGUUUAGAAGAUGAAGAGGAUUAUGGCAUAAUGGGUGUUUGGUCAGAACUAGUGAGAGUAACUGUGUUUGGGUUUCUCUCAUUCUCUCUCUCACCGUCUCCUCUUCUUCAACGAUCUUGGUUGCGUCGCAUCUCCCGGUACCGUUGCUCUGUCCAUCGUCUACCUCUCCACCGCCUCUUCACUGGCGUCGUCUUCUCCCCGGUCAUCUUCCAUUGUCUUGGCCCCGUUUUUGCCUCCUCCUCCACCGGAGCAGCAGCCCCACCUUCUCCUCCACCAGAGAGGUGCAGCUCGGGGAUCCGGCGCAGGGAGGGCGGAGCCCGGCAAGGCCCGGGCCGUAGACUCAGCCAGUCCAAUUCGGAGAAUGCGGUGUCGCUGUCGGCGAGCGGGCUUUCCGAUGAUCUUAGCUGCCAGUGCGCGCCGGCUGCCGCCUUGGAUCUUGAUAAGUUUGGGCCUGGGAGUCUCGAGAACUGGGCGGUUUUGUCGAUCGAUGGCGAGAGACCGACUCCUCGCUCUCAUCAUGCCGCAACGGUGGUCGGAAGCAAGAUGGUCGUUGUGGGCGGUGAGUCUGGGAAGGGAUUGUUAGAUGAUACAUUGAUACUUAACAUGGAGAAGCUUGCAUGGGUAGUUGCAUCACCAAAAGCUUAUUUAUCGCCAAAUGGGGUGCCAUCAAAUAUCCCUGCUUGCAAGGGUCAUUGUCUCGUCUCUUGGGGGAAAAUGGUGCUUCUGAUUGGGGGGAAAACUGAUCCAGUGAGUGACAGAGUACAAGUUUGGUCCUUUGAUGUUGAAUCUGAGUGCUGGUCGAGCAUUGAAGCAAAGGGAGACAUUCCGGCUGCUCGCAGUGGCCAUACUGUUAUAAGAGCUGGUCCUGUUCUAAUCCUUUUUGGUGGAGAAGAUUCAAAGGGAAGAAAAUUAAAUGAUCUCCAUAUGUUUGACCUUAAGUCUUUAACAUGGCUUCCUUUGCAUUAUACAGGAACAGGGCCGAGUCCAAGGUCAAACCAUGCAGCUGCUCUUUAUGAUGAUCGGAUUCUUCUUGUUUUUGGAGGGCAAGCAAAGUCAAAGAUUCUGAAUGACCUUUAUUCACUUGAUUUUGAAACGAUGGUAUGGUCAAGGAUAAAGGUUAAGGGUCAUCAUCCAUCACCUAGGGCAGGCUGCUGUGGUGCUCUUUGUGGAACCAAAUGGUAUAUUGCUGGUGGUGGAAGCAAGAAAAAACGUACGCAUGAACUAUUGAAUAGAGUAUGCACUGCAAUAUUCAUAAUUUGCAUAUUUAAUUUCCUUAAUUAA
This is a messenger RNA of Dioscorea cayenensis subsp. rotundata (Guinea yam), 1305 nucleotides long. RefSeq names its product acyl-CoA-binding domain-containing protein 6. The transcript has 12 exons. The coding region runs from base 1 to 1305 and encodes 434 amino acids. The record is from RefSeq and is a predicted model, not a curated record. Gene Ontology annotation, molecular function: protein binding. Lineage: Eukaryota; Viridiplantae; Streptophyta; Magnoliopsida; Dioscoreales; Dioscoreaceae.